AUGGAUGACAUCUUAUUAAUAAUUUCAUCAAUAACAACAGUUAAUAAUAGUAUUGUGUUAUCAUUACCACCAAUUGAAAGUUCACCUAAGAAUAAUUCGGAUGAUGUUUGCAAAAACUUUCAUCUCAUUGUUUUUCUAUGUAUUAUAUUCGUUCUUAUUGUAUCAAGCAAUAUAUCUGUUAUAAUUCAACUUGGAUGUUCGAAAAAACGUCACAGCCGAAUGAGUUUUUUUCUUCUCAAUCUUGCUUAUGCAGAUUUAUUAGUUGGACUAUUGAUCGUUACAAGAGAUAUAAUUGAAAAAAGUUGCAUUCCUUUUAUUCUCGGUGAUAUCGGAUGUCGUCUAAUCGGUUUUAUACAGGUGACAAUUGCUUACAAUUCGAGCUACGUACUCGUUUGUGUUUCCAUUGAUCGUUUAUAUGCGAUUGUCAGACCGAUGGACGUACGUACAGCAUCAGCAGCAUUUCGCUAUACAUUGAUUAUCGCAUCAUGGAUAAUAUCAAUAAGUUUUGCUUCUGCUCAAUUAUUUCUGAGAGAAAUUGAAGUAUUUCGAGGAAUGCGUGUAUGUGGAAAUCGUUCGGAUAUCAAAAAUUGGAACGUACUAGGCUCCAGUACGCUCAGGCAAAAAUCAUCUACGAAUAAUCGUCGAGUAUCGCUCACAUCUUCAGUACACAAAAACAGUUUCGGUUCGAAACGUCGAACCAGUGAACAUCAUCGACAAGAUUCAUCUGCGACAAAACGAGUUAAACAUCAAAAUUCACAAUCAUCAUUAGUAUAUAAUAAUAGUCUAUGA
Molecule: messenger RNA, 789 nt
Organism: Didymodactylos carnosus
Lineage: Eukaryota; Metazoa; Rotifera; Eurotatoria; Philodinida; Philodinidae
Source: the annotation of a GenBank genome assembly